Messenger RNA from Pyrus x bretschneideri (Chinese white pear), 873 nucleotides. Its product is annotated as peptidyl-prolyl cis-trans isomerase CYP19-3. Gene Ontology annotation, molecular function: peptidyl-prolyl cis-trans isomerase activity. The coding region runs from base 179 to 706 and encodes 175 amino acids. The record is from RefSeq and is a predicted model, not a curated record. NCBI's taxonomy places the organism in Eukaryota, Viridiplantae, Streptophyta, Magnoliopsida, Rosales, Rosaceae. Gene Ontology annotation, biological process: protein peptidyl-prolyl isomerization; protein folding. The transcript has 2 exons.
ACCGCAUAAAACAAGGACGGCCUUGCAAAAUAAAUCACCAUUUCAUCCAAAAAUCCCUAAACCCUCUUCCUCCUGCGCCUCUAUAUAAACACCCCUAAAACCCUGGCCUCUCAUCGCAUCCUCUCCAGAGUUCAUCUCCGAUACAAAUUUCAUCUGCUGACUGGAAGUUGUAGAGAAAAUGUCGAACCCGAAAGUUUUCUUUGACAUAUUGAUCGGAAGGAUGAAGGCGGGUCGAGUUGUAAUGGAGUUAUUUGCUGACAAAACCCCGAAAACUGCUGAAAAUUUCCGCGCUCUUUGCACUGGAGAUAAAGGGAUUGGAUUAUCAGGGAAGCCACUGCACUUUAAGGGCUCCACAUUUCAUCGCAUUAUCCCGAACUUCAUGUGCCAGGGUGGAGAUUUUACAAGAGGCAAUGGGAUCGGAGGAGAGUCAAUUUAUGGGGCAAAAUUUGAAGAUGAGAACUUCAACUUGAAGCAUACCAGCCCUGGAAUUUUGUCGAUGGCGAAUGCUGGACCUAAUACCAAUGGUUCGCAGUUCUUCAUUUGCACUGCAAGAACCCCAUGGCUUGACGGAAAGCACGUUGUGUUUGGAAAAGUUGUUGAUGGAUACAGUGUUGUUGAGAAAAUGGAGAAGGUGGGUUCGGAGAGCGGGACUACUUCUGAACCUGUUGUGAUUGAAGACUGCGGCCAGGUAAAAGAUGAGUGUUGAUGUUUGAAUAGUUGGGUGAAGUUUCAAGUAACGUCUUAGCUUAGGGUUGCUGGUAGCGUUAGUUAGUUUCAAGUUUCCAGCAAAAAUUGUGUUUUGCUUGAAGAAAUUUGGACGCCUACUGAGUAUGUAAUGCAAAUGAUACUUGAAUCGAUAUAUAUUUUUGUUAA